AUGAUGAUCCCUCAAAAAAGUUUAUCUACAUUUUUAGUAAGUUUAUCAGGCCAAGACUGGGUAAGAGAUCCAGAGAUAACCUGGCUUGACCCAAUCUUAAAAGAUCUGUAUCGGGAACAUGGUGAUAAUGGAAGAAAGGCGCAGAGCUGUGCCCACGGUGAAGAUGACGAAGAAUGUUGCUACCUGGCGGAAGACGACUUACAUGUAAUAUAA
Messenger RNA from Acanthoscelides obtectus, 213 nucleotides. The record is from the annotation of a GenBank genome assembly. Lineage: Eukaryota; Metazoa; Arthropoda; Insecta; Coleoptera; Chrysomelidae.